UCAUCCCUAAUCUAGAACAUCUAAGGUCAACAGGAUUUUGGUUAUGGCCUCCAAAGAGAAAGAGUUGCCAGCUGCCUCAACCUUGCCACUGGUCUCCCUUAAUCAUGUCUCCAUUCUCUGCAGAUCUGUAAAGGAUUCCACCAAAUUCUACCAGGACGUGUUGGGUUUCGCUCUAAUCAAGCGCCCUUCUUCAUUCGAUUUCGAGGGAGCAUGGUUGUUCAAUUAUGGCAUAGGAAUUCAUUUGUUGCAGUGCAGCUCUGCCAACGACAUGGUUAUGAAGUCUGGAGUUAUCAAUCCUAAAAGCAAUCACUUCUCAUUCCAAUGUGAAGACUUUGAAUUAGUGAAGAAGAAGUUGGAGGAGGCAAGAAUGGAGUACGUGACAGCAUCGGUAGAGGACGGAAGAAUAAAAAUCGACCAAAUCUUCUUUCAUGACCCGGAUGGCUACAUCAUAGAGAUCUGUAACUGCGUCAAGCUCCCAGUUCUACCACUUUCGGCUUGCCCUUCUUUCUCUGCCACAACUGACAAGCAGCGGUAAGUCUCCCGGAGCUGUCGCUGAAGCAUCUCGUAGCAGCUAAAUUGGGCACCAAGAUGAGGAACUUGACCAUGAUAUGAUCAGGAUAGCCUUUUAGAUCAUGCUGGUUCACGAUCAUGUAAGUGUAGUUGAGACAUCGCCUUGGUUCAUUUGUCUCCGCAUUUGCAGAUUUGAAAUUCCCUCUACAAACUUUUGCC
Messenger RNA from Nymphaea colorata (pocket water lily), 729 nucleotides. Its product is annotated as glyoxylase I 4-like. The coding region runs from base 44 to 535 and encodes 163 amino acids. Lineage: Eukaryota; Viridiplantae; Streptophyta; Magnoliopsida; Nymphaeales; Nymphaeaceae. The record is from RefSeq and is a predicted model, not a curated record. The transcript is spliced from 4 exons.